Molecule: messenger RNA, 5279 nt
Organism: Hyposmocoma kahamanoa
Lineage: Eukaryota; Metazoa; Arthropoda; Insecta; Lepidoptera; Cosmopterigidae
Gene: lilli
Product: AF4/FMR2 family member 4-like
Exons: 21
Coding region: 1-3495 (1164 amino acids)
Biological process (GO): regulation of gene expression
Cellular component (GO): nucleus; super elongation complex
Source: RefSeq, a predicted model, not a curated record
AUGCCGCAGAUCAGUCGAACUAUGACGCUGAUGAUUCUGCCAGGUCCUAAAGUGAGCCGGUACGAGAAGUGGGAGCGGGACCGCGGCGGCGGCGGGGGCGGCGGCGGCGCGGGCGGCUCGUGGGGCGGGGCGGGCCGGGACCGGCAGCUGGACCGCGAGCGCGAGCGCCAAGCGCGCGCGCACCAGAUGUCGCACGCGCACGCCGCCGAGCCGGAUGCCUCGUCGCUCUUCCCGGCGCCGAUCAGGGUGACUGGCAACAAAGACCGAGUGACGCAGCAGAUCAACCAGAAACUCGGUGACUACGACCUCGCGCAAGUACUGCUCGAAGAUCCCAGCAAGUCCAUAGGCAUCUGUCAUGAACCACCCAGCCCUGCACCUUGUCUGCCAUCAUCACGGCGAGAGAGCGAGUUCAAGAAGCCGUCUCACGCCCCGCAAAAUGGACGAGUACACCAUCGCCCCUAUACUUACAACAAGAACGAGGCUCCUGGGUCGACGGGGGCGCCGCCACACCGACCGCCCAAUUUACGGAUACCCAACGGCUAUCAGGCAUCGAACGCUAUCGACAGCAGUCAACCUCCAAUAGAAAGCAUUUUAAAGGAGAUGAAGUCUCUACCCACACAGGUGUCGGCGAUAGCACAAACUCCUCGCAAGGAACUGGAGAACAAAUUCACAUUUAAUCCUUUAACUAAUCGACUGGUGCAAGAAAACACUCCAAGCAACGAUCUCAUAACUCCUCCCCCUAAACCCGGUUUGGACAAUCGGAUAUCGAACUCAAGAAGUUCCGUGUCACCUGAUGUGGUGAACAAAGAUCUUGGACUGUCAGAGAGUGACGACGAGGUCGCCGCCACAACCACCAGACUAGAGCCAAUCUUAACACCCAUUGGUUCUGGAACCAGUCCAAGCUCGAGCAGUGAAUCGUCCCCUUCGGAUACGGAGGGCGAGGAGACGUCAUCAACGGAGUCGUCAGGCCCCCCUACCGCGCCCCCCGUGGCCCCUGCACCGGCACCUGCGCCUACGCCCGCGCCUCCAGCGCAUCGAUCCUCCUGGUCGUUGUCCAACUUCGCCCCGCCACCCGCGCAGCCCCCCGACCAACCCUAUGAUUCUUCUAAGGAAAUCAGACAUGCCUUGGCUGAUGUCAAAGGAAAACCGAGCCCGAUCUCCGAGUUGUCGGACACGGCGGACACGGACGCGUCAUCGCCGUCGCCGGGCGUGCGGCGGCGGCGCUCCACGGCCAACCGCUCGUCCGCCGUCUCCAGCGACGAGGACGCGCCGCGCUCGCACAACACGGUGAGCACUAGCGCACUGUCUCACGCGACACUAGCGCCGCCACUCUCCGAGUUGUCAGACUCGGACAAUUCCUCCGGCGAAGAGGAUGCACCACGCCGCCACCGCACCACGGCUUCACCUCGGCUGGCGUCAACGGGGCAGAAGCGCGGGCGGCCGAAGAAGAAUGCCUCGGAGCCCGCUAGCAAGAAGCGGAGACCAGGCCGGCCGCGCAAGAAGCCUGAGUCGCCGGCGGGGGUCGCAGCGGAAGCCGUGGAGCCCGUCGCGUCGCCACACGACAGCGACCCAGAACCGGAACCCGCUCCCACGCAUCAAACCGCACUUCAAGAUACCAAGACGCACAUUUUCCGAAAGGUUUUUACGCCAAAAAAAGGCGACGAAGGUGGCGGGAAAGGUGGAAAAGGAGGCAAGGGUAAAGGGGGUAAAGGAAAGGGACAAGUGACGAUAAUAGAGUCAGGGGCCGACGAUGAUGACAGACGCCAUCGGGACCGGUCUGUCGAACGGCGGAACGAAGAGGCUUUGGCACGGGUUUCGCCUCCACCCGAAACUGACCAUAGGCGGAAGGAAGAGAGGUCCUCUAUGAGGCCACGCAUCAGGCCGCACUCUAUAGAACAUAGUGACCACCGGCGUUCUGAUGACCGGACCGAGCGGAUACCGACCGAGCGGACGUCUAACGACCGGAUACCUCCAAGCGAUCGCAUGGCCGACAGGUUGUCGACCACCGAUCGUUUAUCCACUGACAGAUUGUCAGAACGACACACCAGCGACAGAUUAUCACCCGGUCAUCGGCUGGCAAGCGAUCGAUUGCUGUCAGAUCGGCUGUCCGACCGAUCGUCAGACCGGCAUCCUGAUAGACUAUCGGAUCGACGUACAGACCGUCUUUCGCCCGGCCACAGGCUUGCCGCUGAUCGUCUAGACCGUCGUUCCAGCGAUCAGUUAUCCUCUGAAAGAAUCGGAAGUGAGAGGUUAUCCUCCGAUCGACUCGGAAGCGAGAGGUUAUCCUCCGAUCGACUCGGAAGUGAGAGGUUAUCGUCCGAACGCGUUUCAAGUGAACGUGUGUCGGGCGAAAAGACGGCGCUCGAAAGGUUGUCGAGUGAGAAGAUAAGCGAUAAAAUGUCAAUCGAUCGACUGGGUGGAGACAAAUUAUCGGUGGAACGCGUCGUACCUGAAAGGGAGCGGUAUGUUAGGGCCGAAGCUGACGUCGGCUCGGGUCUCAAGUCCGGACGAGGCUCGGAGAGACUAGAAGAGGCUUCCUCAAAUUUGGUGGAGCGGCGCUGCCGCUCGCGGCUGCUGGUGAGCGUGCAGCUGUCGCGCCUGCGCGCCGACCUGGUGCGCGCGCUGCAGCGUCCCAAGCAGCCCGCCAAGAGGCCCGCGUCGCCGCCGCCGCAGGACGUGGCAGCCACGAACCACGAGCGGACGGCGUGCGCCGGCCAGACGCCCAUUUACUAUUCGUAUUUCGAACGCCUACCUGCAGACGCACUUUCUGACGAAGAAAGAGAUCACAAAUAUUACUUAAGCGAGGCAAAACGUUUACGCACAGCGGCGGAAAGAGAGCAAGAACCCUUAUCUCGUGUCAUGUUGUACCUCGAGUCGGUACUAUGCUUCGUUCUCACCGGACGUGUGUUGGAACUAGAACUGGACACCAAAAGAGCCUUCACGAUUUAUCGCGAGACUAUCGAGUAUAUUAAAAGUAUACAUUCGAUGCCGCAACGUUUCCGAGCCUCGCCGCAUUCUACAUUCAGCAAACUCGAUAUACUCAGCUUAAGAGUGCAAGCUCUAUUGUACCUGCGGAUGUUCAAAAUGUACAAUCGUGAAGUGAAAGAAUACUACAAGAUUGUCCAGGAAUAUCAACAAAAGCCGGCGGGGCCCGAGUCUGUGUCGCCGCUGUCGCCCACGCCGUCGCCCGCGGGGUCGGUGGGCUCGGUGGGGUCGGUGGCGUCGGCGUCCAGCGGCUACUGUUCGCUGGCGCACUCGGUGCCUGCGCACGCGCACAACGCGCUGCUGCAGCUCACCAAGUACUACACCUUCCUGUACGUCGCGCACGAGCUCUGGGAGCAGGCAGACUGCCUGUGCCGCCUCAGGGCCAACCAAGAUCUGUUUAUAGCAGUGGACCGCAAAUGUGGUCCGUUGACACAGUUUUCGACGUUUCGCCACCUCGUGCAGUACGUGCGGUACGCGAUCUCGCUGCUUAAAAACGCGCCGCGCGAGUGACCACCCGCCGCCUAACCACCCCACAUGGAAGUAACUACAGUUUAUAAUGAUUAGACGUAACGCGAUGUGUUGACAAUUUCAAAUCUACAAGUGCAAUGUCAGCCUGAAGUUGCCAACAGAAAUAUAAGGCCCAUUAUCUACGAAAGCGGAGAGAAAAGCAGAUGUGUGAAAACGAAUUGUAUUUAGUUUCCCACUUAAGAUAUUGUUGUUUAAAUACGAUACUCUCCUUAAUGGUCCUUAAUCGGAAAUUGUCAUGUUAACCCUAAUCAAUAUUAAAAACAAUACGAUUCUAAGCCGCAUGCAACAGCUUUUACCAGGUCUUCGGUUCAUAUAGCAUGCCAAGCCUUUAGAACCAACAAAAUAUCUUUUAUUUUAGAAACUGUAUUUACUGAUUUAUUAUAUUAUAUAUACUUAAGGGUUUACGAUCACCGCAUCUUUGUGGUCAUAUUACAAUAUUUGGUAAACAUGCCUGAAUUUUUUAACAUCAUUGAAAUAUCCAUUGACAUACACCGAAACAAGAAACGUGUUUUGUUAUGUUUUGGAACCGACCAAGAACGUGUUUGCUACACGCAAAAAAAAAGCAAUUGGGAAUAAGCAUCGUUGCCAUGGUGACAUUUUGUGUGUGGACUCUCGAAGCAAGAUGGGUAAAUUCAUAGUGACGUCCUGUGUAUGACAUUAAAACCUUGUUUUACCUUUUGAUUUGUGCGAAAAACUUAUUGAAAUACUUAAUGGACCAAUACCUCUCACUGGGGGUUCGGAACUAACGCGUGUUUCAUUAAAGGAUGCCGUGCUUCUUUCAUAGAAUCAAGGCACUAAUCGAAGAAUAAUAUCGAUGCAAUUAAAAUUAAAAAGGGUUCUUUAUUGCUGUCUCUUUCAGGCAGUUGGCAUACUGGCUGCAUAAGAGAAAGAGAGGCAUACAUCUGCUUGAAAAUAGCACACUGAAAUACCACUUACGCUUUUCCCAGUUCUAAGUUUAAUACAGCAAAUAUUUACAGGACACAAAAAUACAUUACAUUAAAAAACAAACUAUAAAAAUACAAGGUUGGGUUUACCCUAAAUUCUUUCUAUAUCAUACUGCGCAUUGGCAUGCUGACUGAUAAGAAUAUUUUGAGGAGAAUGUCCCUUAUUGUUGCUAAAGAUUGUAUAAUAAGAACAAGAAAAAUUAACAGGGGCGCAUAACAUGAAAAUACAUGAUUAUGAUUGAAGAUAAUUAUUAAAUAUACAUACAUUAUAUACACGACUAUAUCCUUAUAUAAACAACCCAUAUAUACACAACAAUGUCAGACUAAUAGGUUGCAGAUAGAGACUGCAACAUGAAAUUGAGGAUUAAUUGCUUGAAAGCUAGAUCAUUCGACGCUUUUUGAAUCUUUCUUUGUGUGUUCGAUCUUUGUAUCAAAAAUUGGUAAAAUCAGCAAGGUUGAAUGGCAACACUGAACAGAAACCAUCAGGUUUUCGUCGUUCGUGGCUAGUCAACAGCUAUAUAUACUAUAAAUUUACAAAUCUUGAAAAUAACGCGACUCCUAAUUAAGUGAUAGACUAAUCAUAUCUUAAGGGUUUUUGUGUUGUAGUAAUUUCCCUAUCAGAAAUUUUGUAUUUAUCGGGAACACACGAAUACGCUUCGUAAAAGGGGCUAUAAAAAAAAUUACAAAUCGUAUAAUGACGGAUUGAAUAAAAGAUGUAGUGUAAUUUUAUUCCAUUCAAACAAAUUAGAAUAUUUCUUGUUUAUAUAUCUCAUACAAAUCUAGUUUUCAUUUGAAACUAAUUCAGAACUUUAAAUUGCAUUA